Messenger RNA from Pisolithus orientalis, 816 nucleotides. RefSeq names its product S-adenosyl-L-methionine-dependent methyltransferase. The coding region runs from base 1 to 816 and encodes 271 amino acids. The transcript is spliced from 4 exons. Lineage: Eukaryota; Fungi; Basidiomycota; Agaricomycetes; Boletales; Pisolithaceae. The record is from RefSeq and is a predicted model, not a curated record.
AUGCAGGCCACUAUCCAAGCUAGUAGGGAAGAUUAUAGAGCGAGUGACUACAACAAAACAGCGUCAUUUGUCUACUCGGAAGAAUUCACGUCGCCGAUACUCAGGUGUCUUAACCCCAGCGAGGGCGACCGUAUUAUCGACCUUGGUUGCGGAAGCGGUGAGCUGACGGUCAAAAUCCAAGACGCCGUCGGUACCAAGGGUUUCGUAGUCGGUGUAGACUGCAAUGAGGACAUGUUGGCAAAAGCGUCCGGAAGUGGGGUGAGGAACCUGGUGCUGUGUGAUAUCCAGGAUCUUCGCGUGCCUACGGACGUGAUCGAGGAAAAGUCGUUUAAUGCGGCAUUUAGCAACGCGGCUCUGCAUUGGUGCAAGGAAAAUCCUUCUGGAGUACUGAAUGGCAUCAAAUGCGUGUUGAAAGAUGGAGGCAGAUUCAUCUGCGAGAUGGGGGGGUUCCUCAACUGUAUUGGGGUGCGCCUCUCCUUGCAUCAUGCAUUAAGAAAACGCGGAUUUGAGCCCGAGAAGAUCGAUCCUUGGUAUUUCCCCUCAGUGAAGGAAUACCGCAAGCUCCUGGAAGAUGGAGGUUUUCGAGUGGACAGCAUAGCCUUGGUUCCAAGGAUAACAUCGCUCAAUGGUGGCGGACUACGCGACUGGCUAGAACUUUUCGUUCGCAGGACUUUUUUGAAGACUCUAAGUGAUGAGGAUGCCGCGGAGAUUAUGGACGAGGUUACCCAGAUGUGCUCGGUGGAUAUGAGGGACGAAGCAGGAAACUGGUCGGUGAUGUAUGCCAGGUUGAGAUUUUCGGCAACUCUGCAGUACUGA